GCCGCUGGCCGGCCCCUGAGUAGUCCCAGACCGGGGGUAGAGGGCAGUGCCACUGGGAGACUCGGCUGGCAGCAGCAGAUCCCGGUCCAGCUCUGGCUCCGAGCCUGAGAAAUGACUCCGCGGACAGGAGAUCGAGCGGCUUCCUGCUGACUCAGUGUGUCCCUGCAAGCCCACUGUCCCGGGCACGGGCACGUCCCUUAAAAGCAGUCGGUUCCCCUUUAAGAGCGGCCACUCGGUGGGGACCUGCUAGAGUGCGCUGGGCUUAGCCAGAGUCCGCCGGAGCCCGGGAGCCGAGGGAGGCGCCGCAGCCGCAGACUGCCUUGGAGGGCCGGAGAGGCAGCAGCUCCCCGGGCAGUGUCCCUGCGCCUGCGGACGGGAGAGGUGCGUGCGUGGUGAGGGGCUCCCCGCCUUCCGCCUGCCCGCUGGGAGGAGGCAGCAUGCUGAGGGUGUUCAUCCUCUACGCCCAAAACACUCUCACCGGCGAUAGCGAUGUCUGCGAUGCCUACUGCUCCGUGGUGUUCCAAGGGGUGAAGAAGAGAACUAAGGUCAUCAAGAACAAUGUGAAUCCUGUAUGGAAUGAGGGAUUCGAGUGGGAUCUGAAGGGCAUCCCUUUGGACCAUAGCUCUGAGCUGCACGUAGUUGUAAAAGACCAUGAGACAGUCGGAAGGAACAGGUUCCUGGGGGAAGCUCGGGUCCCCCUCCGAGACCUCCUCACCACCCCGACUUUGUCUGCCAGCUUCAAUGCUCCACUUCUGGACACCAAGAAACAGCCAACAGGGGCAUCUCUUGUGCUCCAGGCAUCCUAUACGCCUCCUCCUGGAGCUGCUCCCCUGUUCCCUCCCCCUACGCCCUUGGACACCUCUCCUUCCCUGACUGAGAUGGACAUGGGGGCUGGUAUGGGACAUAGCCACGAGGAGACGUGGUCCUUGCUGAGUGAAAGCACCGUGGACACCAGAUACUCCGGGAAGAAGUGGCCAGCCCCCUUGGACACAGGGGGAGAGGAGGACUUAGAAGACCAGGGUCUCACUGGAGAUGAGACAGAGCCAUCUCAGGACAGGAGUGCUCCCCCUGGGCCUGGGGCACCAGCAGCCCCGAAGAAGCUCCCCCCGCACCCACCACCCCACCAUCUGGGGAUCAGGAAGAAGAAAGGCACAGCCAAGAAACUGUUGUCGGACAAGCCUCAGGACUUCCAGAUCCGAGUCCACGUGAUAGAGGGACGUCAGUUACCUGGGGUGAACAUCCGACCAGUGGUCAAGGUCACAGCUUCUGGUCAGACCAAGAGGACAAGGAUACGCAAAGGCAACAGUCCAGUGUUUGAUGAGACCCUUUUCUUCAAUGUCUUUGACUCUCCAGUAGAGCUGUUUGAUGAACCCAUCUUUAUCACAGUGGUCGAUUCCCGCUCCCUCCGGACAGAUGCUCUCAUUGGGGAGUUUCGGAUGGACAUCGGAGCAGUUUAUGCAGAGCCCAGACACGCCUGCCUCCGGAAGUGGCUGCUGCUGGCAGACCCCAACGACUUCUCCGCGGGGGCCAGAGGCUACCUAAAAGUCAGCUUCUUCAUCCUGGGUCCGGGCGAUGAAGCCCCGGUGGAGAGGAAAGAGCCCGUGGAAGACAAGGAGGACAUUGAGGGGAACCUCCUCCGUCCCCCCGGCGUGGCCCUGCGCGGGGCUCACUUUUGUCUCAAGAUCUUCCGGGCUGAAGAUCUGCCCCAGAUGGAUGAUGCUGUGAUGGACAACGUGAAACAGAUCUUCGGGUUUGAAAGCAACAAGAAGAAUCUGGUGGACCCCUUUGUGGAAGUCAGCUUUGCAGGGAGAAUGCUCUGCAGCAGGAUUUUGGAGAAGACAGCCCAUCCUCAGUGGAACCAAAGCAUCACACUGCCAGCCAUGUUUCCCUCAAUGUGUGACAAGAUGAAGAUUCGUGUUAUGGACUGGGAUCGGGUCACUCAUAAUGACAUCGUGGGCACCCAUUACCUGUGCAUGUCGAAAAUAUCUGCCCCCGGAGGAGAAAUAGAAGAGGAGCCGCCCGGCGUGGCCAAUCCUUACCGUGCCUCCUACCUUGAUGAUGGACUGGGUUUCCUCCCCACCUUUGGGCCCUGCUAUGUGAACCUUUAUGGCAGUCCCAGAGAAUUCACUGGCUUUCCUGAUCCUUAUGAGGAACUCAACCUAGGCAAGGGAGAAGGCGUGUCUUAUCGUGGCCGGCUGCUCAUGUCCCUGGAGACAAAGCUGGUGGAACACACUGAGCAGAAGGUGGAAGACAUUCACUCAGACGACAUUCUCCGGGUGGAGAAAUACCUCAGAAGGAGGAAGUACUCGCUAUUCGCCACCUUCUACUCAGCCACCAUGCUUCAGGAUGUCGAUGAUGCCAUCCAGUUUGAGGUCAGCAUUGGUAACUAUGGGAACAAGUUUGAUACGACCUGCCUUCCCCUGGCCUCAACCACCCAGUACAGCCGAGCUGUCUUUGACGGAUGCCACUACUACUACUUACCUUGGGGCAAUGUGAAGCCUGUGGUCGUGCUGUCCUCAUACUGGGAGGAUAUCAGCCACCGGACAGACACGCAGAACCAGCUGCUAAACAUCGCGGACCAGCUGGAAGCCGGCCUGAAUCAGGUCCAUGUUGCCCUCAAGGCUCAGUUCUCCGCAGAAGACCUGGACAGCCUGGUGGCUCAGGUGAUUGACAACCUCAUCUCGGAUUGCAGCCGCCCCCUGGUGGACGUCAGGGACAAGCCUUCGGCCACGCACCUGGACCACUACCUGCACCGCCUCCGCACCAACCACCUGAGCCAGAUCACGCACGCCGCCCUGGAGCUGAAGCAUGCCGGCGCCUGCGAGGACCUCACCGCGGCCCUGGAGCAGGCUGAGGAGUGGCUCCUGCGCCUCCGGACUCUGGCCGAGGAGCCUCAGAACAGUCUGCCUGACGUCGUGAUUUGGAUGCUGCAAGGGGACAAGCGCGUGGCUUACCACCGCGUGCCAGCCCACGAGAUCCUCUUCUCCAGGAGUGGGGCCAAGUGCUGUGGCAAGAACUGUGGGAAACUCCAGACCAUAUUUCUGAAAUACCCGAUGGGGGGAGCGAAGGGCUUCAAGAUGCCAGCCCAGAUUCGGGUUCAGCUCUGGUUCGGUCUCUCAGUGGACGAGAAGGAGCUAAACAAGUUUGCUGAGGGGAAGCUCUCUGUCUUUGCUGAAACCUAUGAGAAUCAGACAAAGUUGGCCUUGAUGGGGACCUGGGGAACUGUAGGCCUCACCUACCCCAAGUUCUCGGAUGUCACCAGCAAGAUCAAACUGCCCAAGGACAGCUUUCGGCCGUCUACUGGCUGGGACUGGGCUGGGGACUGGUUCGUGAGUCCGGAGAAAACGCUGCUCUACGAUGUGGACGCCGGUCACUUGAACUUCGUGGAAGAGGUGUUUGAGAACCAGACGAGACUUCCUGGAGGCCAGUGGAUUUACAUGAGUGACAACUACACAGAUGUGAAUGGGGAGAAGGUGCUUCCCAAGGAUGACAUUGUCUGCCCUGUGGGCUGGAAGUGGGAAGAUGAGGAAUGGUCCACGGAUCUCAACCGAGCUGUUGAUGAGCUAGGUUGGGAAUACGGCCUGACGAUCCCGCCGGACCGUAAGCCAAAGCACUGGGUUCCAGCCGAGAAGAUGUAUCACACCAGCCGACGGCGGCGCUGGGUACGUCUGCGAAGGAGAGACAUCAGCCAGAUGGAGGCUCUGAUGAAGCACAGAAAGGCAGAGACAGAGGGCGAAGGCUGGGAAUAUGCUUCUCUCUUUGGUUGGAAGUUCCAUUUGGAGUACCGGAAGACAGACGCUUUCCGCCGUCGCCGAUGGCGCCGCCGCAUGGAACCCCUGGAGCGGACGGGUGCUGCAGCUGUCUUUGCGCUUGAAGGAGCCCUGGGUGGUGUGGUGGAUGACAAGAGUGAGGAUUCUAAAUCUGUCUCUACCUUAAGCUUUGGAGUCAACAGGCCUACGAUUUCCUGCAUCUUUGACUAUGGGAACCGCUAUCAUCUCCGCUGCUACAUGUACCAGGCACGAGAUCUGCAGGCCAUGGAUAAGGACAGCUUUUCUGAUCCGUACGCCAUCGUUUCCUUCCUCCACCAAAGCCAGAAGACGGUGGUGGUGAAGAAUACCCUGAAUCCCACCUGGGACCAGACGCUCAUCUUCUACGAGAUUGAGAUUUUCGGGGACCCCAAGACGGUGUCGGAGAACCCCCCCAGUAUCGUGGUGGAGUUGUAUGACCACGAUACCUACGGUGCCGACGAGUAUCUGGGGCGCUGCAUCUGUCGGCCGAGUCUGAAUCAGGCACCGAGGCUGACGUGGUUCCCAAUUUUGAGGGGCAGCCGGGCUGCUGGGGAGCUGCUCGCAGCCUUUGAACUCAUCCAGAGGGAGAAGCCGGCGAUCCAUCACAUCCCGGGUUUCGAGCCGCACGCGCUGUCCGGAGUUGUGGAUGAGCUGUGCGCACCUGCCUUCUUCCUCGAGGGCCUGCUCCAAACGACUGGAGACACAGACCUGCCAUACCCUCCUCCCCAGAGAGAGACAAACAUCUACAUGGUUCCACAAGGCAUCAAGCCCGUUCUUCAGCGCACAGCCAUUGAGAUCCUGGCUUGGGGCCUCCGGAAUUUGAAGAGCUACCAGCUGGCCAGCAUCACCUCCCCAAGCCUCAUAGUGGAGUGUGGGGAUCAGGUCGUGCAGUCUUGCGUCAUCAAGAACAUCAAGAAGAACCCCAACUUUGACGUUAGCACCCUCUUCAUGGAUGUGCGGCUGCCCCGGGAGGAGCUCUACUGCCCCCCCAUCGUCCUCAAGGUCAUCGACAACCGCCAGUUUGGACGUCGGCCCGUGGUGGGCCAGUGCACGAUCCACGCCCUGGAGCAGUUCCUGUGUGACCCGUAUGCGUCGGAGAGCCCCUCGCCCGACGUGGGCCCCGAUGACGUCAGCUUCCUGAGCCCCCGCGACGAGGUGCUCAUCGACAUCGACGACAAGGAGCCCCUCCUCCCCGUCCAGCUUGCAGACGGUAUGAUUGGCUCAGCCCCCAUUAACACGGCGUCUUCUUCUCCGGGUCUCCAUGAAGAGGAGUUCAUCGAUUGGUGGAGCAAAUUCUAUGCCUCAACGGGAGAGAACGAAAAGUGUGGCCCCUACCUGGAGAAGGGCUUUGACACCCUCCAGGUGUACGACACUGCGUUGGAGAAUGUGGAGGGCUUCGAGGGCCUGUCUGACUUCUGCAACACCUUCCAGCUGUACCGGGGGAAGACCCAGGAGGAGCUGGAGGACCCGUCUGUGAUUGGGGAGUUCAAGGGACUGUUCAAAAUCUACCCCCUUCCAGAUGACCCGGCCGUCCCCUUGCCCCCGAGGCAGUUUCACCAGCUGCCUGCCCAAGGGCCCCAGGAGUGUCUCGUCCGAGUUUACGUCAUCCGUGCUUUUGGCCUGCAACCCAAGGACCCCAAUGGAAAGUGUGACCCUUAUAUCAAGAUUUCUGUGGGGAAAAAGUCGGUGAGCGACCAGGAGAACUACAUCCCCUGCACUCUGGAGCCUGUGUUCGGAAGGAUGUAUGAGCUGACCUGUACCCUGCCCCUGGAGAAGGACCUCAAAGUCACCGUGUAUGAUUAUGACCUCCUCUCUAAGGAUGAGAAAAUCGGGGAGACGGUCAUCGACCUGGAGAAUCGAUUCCUGUCCAGGUUUGGCGCCCGAUGUGGUCUCCCUCAGACCUACUGCACCUCCGGACCGAAUCAGUGGAGAGACCAGCAUCGCCCCACUCAGCUCCUGCAUCUGUUCUGCCAGCAGAACAAAGCCAAGGCCCCCAUGUACCGCCAGGACAGCGUGGUGUUCCAGGACACAGAAGUCACCCUUGAGGACAUUGAGAAUGGCAAGAUUGCGAAUCCCCACCUGGGUCCAGUGGAGGAGCGGCUGGCACUGGCUGUCCUGAGGCAGCAGGGCUUGGUACCCGAGCACGUGGAGACCCGGUCUCUCUACAGCCCUCUGCAGCCAGACAUUGAGCAGGGAAAACUACAGAUGUGGAUCGACCUGUUUCCAAAGGCUCUUGGGCCACCUGGACCUCCAUUCAAAAUCACACCCCGCAAAGCUAAGAGAUUUUUCCUUCGAUGCAUUAUCUGGAACACCAAGGAUGUCAUCCUGGACGACCUCAGCAUCACUGGGGAGAAGAUGAGUGACAUUUAUGUGAAAGGGUGGAUGCUGGGCUUUGAGGAGCACAAGCAGAAGACGGAUGUUCACUAUCGCUCGCUGGGAGGAGAGGGCAACUUUAACUGGAGGUUCAUCUUCCCUUUCCACUACCUGCCCGCCGAACAAGUCUGCCUGGUGUCCAAGAAGGACCACUUUUGGAGUCUGGACAAGACAGAAAGCAAGAUCCCUGCCAAUGUGGUAUUCCAGAUCUGGGACAAUGACAAGUUCUCCUUUGAUGACUAUUUGGGUUCUCUUCAGCUGGAUCUCAAUCGGAUGCCCAAGCCAGCCAAGACAGCUGAGAAGUGCUCCCUGGACCAGCUGGAUGAUGUUUUCCACCCAGAACAGUUUGUGUCGCUUUUUGAGCAGAAGUCGGUCAAGGGCUGGUGGCCCUGCAUGGCUGAGCUGGGAGAGAAAAGGACACUUGCAGGCAAGGUGGAAAUGACCCUGGAAAUUGUUCCUGAAUCCGAACACGAAGAAAGGCCUGCUGGGGUUGGCCGCGACGAACCCAACAUGAACCCCAAACUUGAGGAGCCGAAGCGGCCAGACACAUCCUUCCUCUGGUUCACGUCCCCGUAUAAGACCAUGAGAUACAUUGUCUGGAGAAGGUUCAGGUGCCUCAUCCUCCUCUUUGUCAUCCUCUUCAUUGUGCUCCUCUUCCUCGGGAUCUUCGUCUAUGCUUUCCCGAAUUACGCUGCCAUGAAGCUGGUGAAGCCCUUCAGCUAACAGCCGGCCCAGCUGCCUCUGGAGACGCCCCCAAGGCUCCCCUCACGCCCAGCGCACCCAGACAGACAGGAAGGGAUGGGAAGGCGGCCUGUCGCCUCGGGACUCCCCACGGCUGGAGCACUGACUGGCCCUUUGGGCCAAUUGGCUUUUUAGAACAAAAUGGAGCUCCAUGGCCAGCUUAUGUAGGGGUGCGCGUGUGCGUGUGUGUGCGUGCAUGUGUGUGCGUGUGGUGCGUGUGUAUGUGUGUGCGUGCGUGUGUACGCAUGUGUGGGUGUGCGUGUGUGUGUGUACGGUGUGUGUGGUGCAUGUGUGUAUGUGUGUGUGCAUGUGCGUGUGUGGUGCGUGUGGAGAUGCUCCUGGCCGUGUCUGUCUGGCAGGACGUGCGGGAGGCUCCCUGCUCCGGCUCUUCUGGCUCUCUGGCCCUCCUCUCUUGCCUUUCCAGCCGCAGGAUCUCCGCGUUGGCAGGGACCCGACGACCCUGGAGCCCGAGCAGCAGGAGGGAAGGGGCUCCUCCACAGGGCUCCCCCCAGGGCUCCCCCUUCCGCUCUCCCUCCCCCACCACCGAUGCCUUUCCCUGUGGGUACAUUGGAGGCAUCCCUGCUCUCUCCUCCCUCUCCGGCCGCCCCUUCUCGGCCGCCCCUUCUCGUCCCUCCUGGCCCUUGUCUGGCCUUCUCAGUGCCGCAGGGACCUCGGGGCUGUCAGCUUGGACAGAAUCCUUGGCAAGAGCUCAGUCUGGGUCAGCAAGCAUUGAUUAGGCGCCCACUGUGUGCCAGGAGCUGUUCCGAGUGAUGGAGAGACAAAGAAUGGAGCCCUCCUCCCUGUCUCCCCUUCCUCUUCCCUCCUCCCUGUCUCCCCUUCCUCUUCCCUCCUCUCCAUCCUUCCUCCUCCCCGUCUCCCCUUCCUCUUCCCUCCUCUCCAUCCUUCCUCCUCCCCGUCUCCCCUUCCUCUUCCCUCCUCUCCAUCCUUCCUCCUCCCUAUCUCCCCUUCCUCUUCCCUCCUCUCCAUCCUUCUUCCUCCCUGUCUCCCCUUCCUCUUCCCUCUUCUCCAUCCUUCCUCCUCCCUGUCUCCCCUUCCUCUUCCCUCCUCUCCAUCCUUCCUACUCCCUGUCUCCCCUUCCUCUUCCCUCCUCUCCAUCCUUCCUCCUCCCUGUCUCCCCUUCCUCUUCCCUCCUCUCCAUCCUUCCUCCUCCCUGUCUCCCCUUCCUCUUCCCUCCUCUCCAUCCUUCCUCCUCCCUGUCUCCCCUUCCUCUUCCCUCCUCUCCAUCCUUCCUCCUUCCUCUCUCUCCCUCUUCCUGCUUCCCCUCCUCGUCUUGCCUCCUCCGUCCUCCCUUCCAUCUUCGGGGAUCUGACGUCCUCUUCUGGUGGGCUCCCCCCGGCCACCCACUCCCUCAGGCCCGCUUGGCCAAAGCUCGUCCUUCCCUAUGUGCGGCCCUGAGACCUGGGAGGAGCGGAUCCUUGAUCUGAGGUCCUGCUACGAGGAAGAGGGAACGUUCUGGAGCAGGAAGCUGAGGGAGGCCUGGAGGCCCUCGGCCGGCCGUCUUCAGCCCCUGGAAUCACCUGGCUCUUGGCUAGACGGGCUCCCGGGCCUUGAGGGACAGGCGUGAUGCUUGGCCCAUCCUCUCCUGGAGGCUUGUGCCGGUUUUUCAAGCUGUGACCUGCCGGGGCGUCCCUGGGUCGGAACCCAGACGGCAGAGCUGCAGGCAAGGGUUCUCGGCCUCUCUCUGCAGCACCGAACCAAAGGAGAUGCUUAAUAAAAGGCUUUUGGAUGACA
Monodelphis domestica (gray short-tailed opossum) is the source of this 8654-nucleotide messenger RNA. The record is from RefSeq and is a predicted model, not a curated record. NCBI's taxonomy places the organism in Eukaryota, Metazoa, Chordata, Mammalia, Didelphimorphia, Didelphidae.